This is a messenger RNA of Glycine soja, 1193 nucleotides long. Its product is annotated as protein E6-like. The coding region runs from base 92 to 907 and encodes 271 amino acids. The transcript has a single exon. The record is from RefSeq and is a predicted model, not a curated record. Lineage: Eukaryota; Viridiplantae; Streptophyta; Magnoliopsida; Fabales; Fabaceae.
AACCAAGGGUUUAAGAACCUCUAUAUAAAGAUAGUUAGGCAAUCACAGCUUCUCAUCAGUAUAGACCACCUUCCCCUCUCUUCUGUUACCAAUGGCUCCCUCAUCAAACUACAUUUCUUUCCUUUUCCUCACUACGCUUUUGUUUGCUCUUCAAAUCACUGCUAGAGACAGCCAGUUCUUCAGCAAAGUCACCCAUUUCGACAAAGACAAUGCCAAAGUGACAGAACUUCCCAACAAAGAAGCACCAGAAGUAAACAAGCCAGAGCAACAACCACCUUUCAUUCCCGAGACUGAAAACAGCUAUGGCCUAUAUGGUCAUCAUGAUGAGUCUAACCAAGUCCCCUCCACCACCCCGACUUCUUACCACCCCUACAAGACCAAGUUUGAGAACUCCAACAACAAGUACUACAACAAUGAUGCAUAUAACACAAGGUUCUCCGAAACCAGUUACAACAACAACAACAACAAGUAUUACAACAAGGAUUCUUAUGAGGGUAACCAAUAUGAGUUAAGUGACACAAAGUACACAGAAGAAGGAUACAACAACAAGUAUCACAACUCCUAUCAGAACAACUACAACAACGAUGCUGCCAAUGACAAAUACUCCUACAACAACAACAACAACAACAACAAAAAUUACAAUGCUCACAAUAACAGGUACAAUACUUACAACAACAAUGCUGUUAGCAGGUACAAUGGUGAGAGGCAAGGAAUGAGUGACACAAGGUUUUUGGAGGGUGGAAAGUACUUUUAUGACGUUGGCGCGGAGAAGUACAAUCCAACAAACUAUGGUGACUCGUCUAGGGAAGUGAACACUAACAAUUGGUACAACAACAGAGGUGUCAACUACAAUGGAUACCAGAACCAGGAGGAGUUUGAAGAUGAGCAUAAGAACUUUGAGCCAUGAGCUUGGAUCACUGGCAAAGUGAAGAAUUCACCAUACUUAAUUUUGAGUAUCCACUAUGGGUGUUUAAUGUUUUUAUUGUGCUUUAGAUUCAAGAAAACACAAAGUUAAAGGAUAUGUUAACUAUGAAAGGCUUUUAUUUUAUUUUUUACUUAGUAGUACUUCUAUUAAGUCUUGCUUCCGGAUUGCAGUGUCGCUGUUAUGAUCUGGAAAUACCAUUGCGAGAGCAUGAGUAAUUUUUGCUUAUAACAUAUUAAUAAGUUGUAUAAUAUUGUGAAGUAAGCUUGUA